This is a messenger RNA of Rhododendron vialii, 1838 nucleotides long. Its product is annotated as polygalacturonase At1g48100. Gene Ontology annotation, molecular function: polygalacturonase activity. The transcript is spliced from 7 exons. NCBI's taxonomy places the organism in Eukaryota, Viridiplantae, Streptophyta, Magnoliopsida, Ericales, Ericaceae. The record is from RefSeq and is a predicted model, not a curated record. Gene Ontology annotation, biological process: carbohydrate metabolic process. Bases 10 to 1497 code for a protein of 495 amino acids.
CAUAAAAAGAUGAAUCCAGCAUUUAUGAUUUUCAGUGCUUUCCUUGUCUGGUUUUUGAACUAUGAAACUUGCAUUGCUGGAGAAGGGAAAGCCAAAAACCAAUCCAUCCUUUCUUUAAGCCAAGGGCGUAGUCAUGGCGGUAGCCACCGCAAAGGCGGCCGGGUUUGGAGGUUGAUGAAAGAGAGUGACACCGCACAAGCAGAGCCGACGACGAUGGAGCAACAAAAUGGUGGCAAGUCGGCCACCUUUAAUGUGUUGGACCAUGGGGCCAGAGGUGAUGGUAAAACAGAUGAUUCAAAGGCGUUUGAAGCUGCCUGGGCGGAUGCUUGUAAAGUGGUGGCAUCAACGGUGGUGGUGCCGUCAGGGCAUGUGUUCCUACUCAACCCCAUCUCUUUCUCAGGCACUAACUGCGAACCGAACAUUGUUUUUCAGCUGGAUGGUAAGAUUAUUGCUCCAACAAGCUCUGCAGCCUGGGGAUCUGGUCUCCUGCAAUGGCUUGAAUUCACGAAGCUCAACGGGAUUACCAUCAGAGGUAGUGGUACCAUCGACGGCCAAGGUUCAGUAUGGUGGAAUGAAUCACCCGUGGACAAUCCCACAAACGAUUUAGAAUCAUCUGCAUCUUCAGCAAAAGAAUCAAACUAUAGCAGCUCACAGGAGGUGAGUAUUGAGGCCGCUGGAAAGAUGCCAAGCACCAGACCAACAGCACUCAGAUUCUAUGGUAGUUCACAUGUUACAGUGACCGGAAUAACAAUCCAAAGCAGCCCAAAAACUCACCUCAAAUUCGAUGCUUGCACGGCUGUUCAGGUUUUUGAUGUGCGUGUUUCAUCCCCCGGUGACAGUUCUAAUACAGAUGGAAUCCACCUGCAGAAUUCUAAAGAUGUUGUCAUCUACAGCACUACUAUUGCUUGUGGAGAUGACUGUGUCUCCAUCCAGACCGGAUGCUCAGGUGUAUACAUACACAAUGUGAAUUGCGGACCUGGACAUGGAAUCAGCAUUGGAGGGCUAGGAAGAGACAACACCAAAGCUUGUGUCUCAAACAUUACUGUGAGAGACACCGCAAUUCAUGACACGUUAACAGGUGUAAGGAUAAAGACAUGGCAGGGCGGUUCAGGCUCUGUGCAAGGAAUCAUGUUCUCCAAUAUUCAAGUUUCUGAAGUUAAAAUUCCAAUCAUGAUAGAUCAAUUUUACUGUGAAGGGAGCAAGUGCCAAAACAAAACAUCAGCAGUGGCUGUCUCAGGCAUAUCAUACCAAAAUAUAAAAGGGACUUACACUGUAAAACCCGUACAUUUUGCAUGCAGCGACAACUUGCCAUGCACAGGCGUAACCUUAAACACUAUAGAGCUCAAAGCACUUCAAUCAGAAAGCAACAAAUUGAGUGGACCAUUCUGUUGGCAGACAUAUGGAGAGUUAAAAACCGUCACGACCCCUCCAAUUGACUGUUUGAAGAUGGGCAAGCCAAAAAGUAAUCAAAUUCAGUCUAAUGUGGACUCAUGUUGAACUUAGAUAAAGGUAAUUUAGCACAUAUGUGUAUGAGAUGACAGGUUUUAUGGGGCACAAUAUUAUGCCGUAUAGGUGUGCCACAAGUCUUUAUAGGAGUUAUGCUUCUUCCUUGCUAAAGGUAGAGAGGUUCCUAGGACAUUGAGGAUGCAGGACUUCCCCUUAUCUAGAGCAUAUUUUAAGCAAGAGUUUUAUACUGUCCAGUCAUCGGACAUGUAAUGCAGCCGCAGGUAAGCUAUUUAGAUGACCUAUUUGUUUUCGAAUAAAUAGUUUGAAGAUAUGGAGCUACAUCCAAGGUUCUAAUACCUAGAAACUAUGCUAAAAACUGUUAACCUGAAAAG